Molecule: messenger RNA, 2571 nt
Organism: Anoplopoma fimbria (sablefish)
Lineage: Eukaryota; Metazoa; Chordata; Actinopteri; Perciformes; Anoplopomatidae
Gene: hspa9
Product: heat shock protein 9
Exons: 16
Coding region: 16-2271 (751 amino acids)
Biological process (GO): protein refolding; cellular response to unfolded protein
Cellular component (GO): cytoplasm; mitochondrion
Molecular function (GO): ATP binding; heat shock protein binding; ATP-dependent protein folding chaperone
Source: RefSeq, a predicted model, not a curated record
GUCCUUCAGCCGUUCAUGCUGCAACAUGUGUUGAGCGUUUCUUCUAGAAGGAGCUCCGUGUUGUCUGUCAGUAGCAGCUCUGUCAGCGGGCUUCAUCCGGUUGCUUUAACCCAGAAACACGCCGUCUGGAGACGCUUCUUCUUCUCCCACCAGCCUUCCAGAGAGUCUGUCUACAGCCUGCUAGCUGAGUUUCAAUCAAUGUUGACUGUCGCCAGAUGCGUUUCAAGGACUUUCCCCGCAAGGACCGGCACCAAACACGUGUCCUCGCUGGUGAACAAGGCAUGUUGGAGUGGUGGCUUCCAACCAGAUGCCCUCAGAGCUCUGUCCAGGAGGGACUAUGCGUCAGAGCCCAUCAAGGGAUCAGUCAUCGGCAUUGACCUGGGAACCACUAACUCAUGUGUUGCCGUCAUGGAGGGCAAACAGGCCAAGGUGUUGGAGAACGCAGAGGGAGCCAGGACAACUCCUUCUGUCAUCGCUUUCACAGCAGACGGGGAGCGUCUGGUGGGCAUGCCCGCUAAGCGCCAGUCCGUCACCAACCCUCAAAACACACUGUAUGCCACCAAGAGACUGAUUGGACGUCGCUAUGACGAUGCUGAGGUCCAGAAAGACAUAAAGAACGUCCCCUUCAAGAUUGUGCGGGCAUCUAACGGUGACGCUUGGCUGGAGGUUCAUGGGAAAAUGUACUCUCCCAGCCAGGCUGGAGCCUUCGUCCUGAUGAAGAUGAAGGAGACUGCCGAGAACUAUCUGGGAACCAAAGUGAAAAAUGCUGUGGUCACUGUACCCGCUUACUUCAACGACUCUCAGAGACAGGCUACCAAAGAUGCUGGUCAGAUUGCUGGUUUGAACGUCCUGCGUGUAAUCAACGAGCCAACAGCCGCUGCUCUGGCCUACGGCCUGGAAAAAACCCAGGACAAAGUUAUUGCUGUGUAUGAUCUGGGUGGAGGUACGUUUGAUAUCUCAGUCCUGGAGAUCCAGAAGGGAGUUUUUGAGGUGAAGUCCACCAACGGCGACACUUUCCUAGGGGGAGAGGACUUCGACCAGCACCUCCUGCAGCACAUUGUCAAGGAGUUCAAGAAAGAUUCUGGUGUGGAUCUGAUGAAAGACAGCAUGGGGCUCCAGCGAGUCCGAGAAGCUGCUGAGAAGGCCAAGUGUGAGCUGUCCUCUGCACUGCAGACUGACAUCAACCUUCCCUACCUGACAAUGGAUGCCUCUGGUCCCAAACAUCUCAACAUGAAGCUGACUCGCUCUCAGUUUGAAGGCAUUGUUGGUGACUUGAUCAGACGCACUGUGGCUCCCUGUCAGAAGGCCAUGCAGGACGCCGAGGUGUCCAAGGGAGACAUAGGCGAGGUGCUGCUGGUUGGAGGCAUGAGCCGUAUGCCAAAGGUUCAACAAACCGUUCAGGACCUGUUCGGCCGCGCUCCCAGCAAGUCCGUCAACCCCGAUGAGGCCGUCGCCAUAGGAGCAGCCAUCCAGGGUGGCGUUUUGGCCGGUGACGUCACUGAUGUGCUGCUGUUGGAUGUGACGCCGUUGUCUCUGGGUAUUGAGACCCUGGGCGGAGUCUUCACCAAGCUCAUCAACAGGAACACCACAAUUCCCACCAAGAAGAGCCAGGUGUUCUCCACUGCAGCUGAUGGACAGACUCAAGUAGAGAUCAAGGUGUGUCAGGGAGAGCGAGAGAUGGCAGCAGACAACAAGGUGCUGGGUCAGUUCACUCUGGUGGGAAUCCCCCCCGCUCCCCGCGGCGUUCCACAGGUUGAGGUCACUUUCGACAUCGACGCCAACGGCAUCGUCCACGUCUCCGCCAAGGACAAGGGAACAGGCCGAGAACAGCAGAUUGUGAUCCAGUCAUCAGGAGGUCUCAGUAAAGAUGACAUCGAGAACAUGGUCAAAAAUGCUGAAAAGUACGCAGAGGAGGACAGGAGGAGAAAGGACCGAGUGGAGGCUGUUAACAUGGCUGAGGGCAUUGUCCAUGACACAGAAUCCAAGAUGGAUGAGUUCAAGGAACAGCUUCCAGCUGAUGAGUGCACCAAGCUGAAGGAGGAGAUCUCAAAGGUCAAGGAUCUUCUGGCCAACAAGGACUCAGAAACAGGAGAGAACAUCAAACAGGCAGCCACCACCCUGCAGCAGGCAUCACUUAAACUCUUCGAAAUGGCCUACAAGAAGAUGGCAGCAGAGCGGGACAGUGGCAGCAGUGGUGGCAGCAGUGGUGGCAGCAGCGGCAGCAGCGGCUCAAGCUCAUCAGAGGGAGAGAAGAAAGAAGGCCAGCAGUAGACCUUUGCACUCGUCACUGGGUGUCCAUGACAUCAGAGGGCUGCCUGGCUCAGCGAAGGACUGGGUGGGGAGGGUGACAGUCUGAGGAUCUGGAUCUUAGUCAUUCUCACCAUAAUAUAUUAUUCUACUGUGUUUUGGCAGUAAAAUUCUUUAGUGAAAAGAUGUGUCAAUUUAUGCUCCAUGUCCUGUGCUAUCCUGUCUGUAAUUUAAAUGUCUCAAAAACAAUGUCAUGUAUGUUUAUUUUUACGAAGCUGUUCAUUUACAUUCUGAGGUAGUAAAGGUUCUUUUUUGUGUCCAAGA